AAUCGAUUGAAAUGAUCGACAUUCUCGAUAAGUUCAUGUCAUAAGAACAUAACUUAAUGGAAUACCAGUUCCCGGCUAUCAAUCGGUAUAACCUAUACACCACAGAGUUCCUCUUCAUUUCAUUUGUAGCUAUUCAUCUUACCUUAUAAGGAAAAAUUCGUUUAAUCAGUAAACGCUUCAUUUUCUUCAUACGAGGUAAAAUAUAUUAGUUUUAAACAAUGUCUGAUCCUCGUAUAAGAACUCUAAAAAUUAAAACUGGAGUAGUGAAACGUCUCGCGAAAGAAAAAGUCACGUAUGAGAAAGAAGCAGCACAGCAACGUGAAAGAAUACAGAAAUUAAAAGAACAGGAUAAGGACGGUUAUGAUAUAAAAAAACAAGAAGAAGUACUUCAAGAGUCUCUCAUGAUGGUACCAGAUUGUCAACGACGUCUUGUGAAAGCUUUCGAAGAAUUAAAAAAAAUUUUGGACACGGAACAAGAUUUAAAAGAGGUUGAAGUUUAUGUUGAAGCAGAGAAAGUGUUACAAGAAGCAGAAGCUCAACUUCCUAAAGAGGGAGAAAUUAUGGAAAUUAUCAAGCAAUUAUGUUUAAUAAUCAAAAUUGUUUAGAGGAUCCUACACAGAGUUGCAGGGAUCCUUGUUAUGAUAUGUCUUAUCCAAUGACUCAAUCUAUUUAUAACGCCAGUUACAAUAUGAAUGUAUACCAAAAUUAUAUUUAUUCAGUUGAUACAUCUAAUAAUGAGAAUGCAACAUCAAUAAUUAACCUGGGAAGACGACAAGCUGACAAAAAUGAUAUUGAAAAUUUUCUCCUGGAAGUUAAUCAGCCUAAUAAUAUAAAUGACCAGAGAAAUACAUGCAGAAAAUCUAAAAUUGCUAUAACUAAAAAUGCUCUAACAUCAGCGUAUAAAUUAAAUGAAAAAUUGAAAACAAUUUGUGCUGAGCUUAAAAAUAGUCAACAUUUGACAGAAGAAGAAUGGCAACAAAAGAUAAGUAUCUGUAACACUGCAAAAGAAGAAAUUGUUAAGCUAUUAAAGCCUAUUAGAGAUGAAUAUUUUUUAAAUCAAUUAAAAAAAGAUUUAGAAAAACGCAAGAAAAAGAGAUUGAGAGAAAAAAUUAAAAAAGAAAAGUGGCAAAACGAAAAACUAAUGAAAAUGGAAAGACGAGCAAGUAUGCAUGCACAAAUUGAUUCGUGGAUUAGGAAAGAACAAGCUGUAAUAGAGAAAGAAAAACAAGAGGAAAAUUUACGUAAAGAUGCAGAUAUGAUUCUAUUCGAUGUUAGAGGGAAAAGAACCGAUGCUAGAAAAUAUCUUGGACUGUUACAAGAAUUACGAAAUUUGCGAAAUGUUAAAGCCAAUAUUGCCAGAGCUAGAGGGGAACAUUUAUCUUCAGCAGCUGACAAAGCAUUUAAUAAUAUUAUUGCAAAAUUAAUAGAACAAUGGUCGAUGCUUGAUCGUGAGUAUUCUAUAGAAGAACAGAAUCUAAGAUUAAUGUUAAAGAAUGACAAUGAAGAAAGAAUUGAAAAACAGAAAAGGAGCCUUUUCGAUGAGUGGGAAAAAGUACUGUUCGAAACGAAAAUAAUAUCUGACCAGUAUGACACAGAUUUUACCAAACUUAUUACUAUAAGAACUGCUUGGGAUAAGUAUAUAAGCACAGACAGUGAUGCAUCAGCCAUACCAAUUGGAUGGAUAAUGCCUCAUAAACCAUCCUCUGCUGCCUGGCAAAAAUGCCUCAAAAAAGAAAUUUCGUAAAUAAACUAAUAGCAUUCAAUUUUAGACUCUAG
Molecule: messenger RNA, 1776 nt
Organism: Heterotrigona itama
Lineage: Eukaryota; Metazoa; Arthropoda; Insecta; Hymenoptera; Apidae
Source: the annotation of a GenBank genome assembly